Molecule: messenger RNA, 840 nt
Organism: Nylanderia fulva
Lineage: Eukaryota; Metazoa; Arthropoda; Insecta; Hymenoptera; Formicidae
Gene: Atg12
Product: Autophagy-related 12
Biological process (GO): piecemeal microautophagy of the nucleus; glycophagy; autophagosome assembly
Cellular component (GO): autophagosome membrane; Atg12-Atg5-Atg16 complex; phagophore assembly site membrane
Molecular function (GO): Atg8-family ligase activity
Source: RefSeq, a predicted model, not a curated record
AGAUAUAUAUUCGAAGACAAGAAUCAGCUGAUUGUUAUUGUGGAUUGUGAUAUUGUGCAUGUAGAAUAUAAUUUCACAUUAUUUUUUCCAAGAAUCAUUUAUUUUCUUAUAUAUUAAAAACGCAAUGUCGUGAGAUAAUUUUAAAUAUGCUCUAAAUAUAUCAGUGAAUCUAUAUAUUUUACUAUACUAUGGCUGCUAAAGAGGAGGUAAACAAUGCAACAACCGAAACCAAGAUUGAAGAAGCACCGGAUUCAACGACAGAGGAUGCACCAACUAGCUUGGAAACCAUCCCUGAGGGAAACACUGUACGAAAUGGCCUUCAGACAGCGCAAAAGGAUAAAACGAAAAUUGAUAUACUCCUGAAGGCCACUGCCAAUGCUCCGAUUAUGAAGCAGAAAAAAUGGUCAGUCUGCCAAGAUAAUCCCAUCGGAAGGAUUUCCGAAUUUAUUAAAAAGUACCUCAAGUUGGAUCCCAAUGAGAGAUUAUUCCUUUAUGUUAAUCAGACGUUUGCACCUGCUCCUGAUCAGACAGUUAAAAAUUUAUACGAUUGCUAUGGCGCAGAUGGAAAAUUAGUCAUUCAUUAUUGUAAAAGUCAAGCCUGGGGUUGAGAGUUAAUUUUUGUCAUUAAAAGCAUAAUAUACAAGUGUUCCAUUAAAUAACUUAUUGUGAUAAAACUCUCUUUAUAUUUGUGAUAUUGUGUCAUCAAGAACUUAGCUUUAUGUUAUUAGAUUUAUUUUCAAUAGUAACAUUAAAAUCUCUGAUAAAUUAAUCAAUUUAAUUGAUGGAUUAUUGUUUCACACAUUAUUUGAUGUAAUAGAUCUUCUGCUACAUACAUCUGAA